GUCGCAAUCAUUGUUUCUCUGCAGCAUUAACCACAUUCCAGAGAGGCGCAGCGCAUCCCGUCUUCAUCCCCGCAUUCCUUUUACGCAAACGAGUCCCCUGUGUAAAACGGUAUUUUAUUAAGAUUUUCGUGCGCUUUGUGAGCUCAGAUUUAUAUACAACGGACAUUUAUGGCGUAUCCGAUUAUCCGGCUUACUUAUUCCUUCCACGGUGAAUGUAAGCGAAACUAGAGGAAAAACCAACAAGGAGAAAUUCCUCCGCGCAGCGCGCCAUUGACUGUAAAGACCUUUCAACUUAACAAAAACUGAAGUUGACAAACGUAUCCCCGUCGGCUGAAACUGUGAGAAAGAGUUUGUUUUUUCGGCGAAGGGGGCAAAGCAGAGGAAGACGAUGCGGCACACGGUGGGGCUUUCUGAGUACGUCGGUGGUUUUCUGUAAAUGAGCGACGGCUGUACCGCGGCGUUUUGUUUUGAUUUCCAUGUGAAAUGCAAUUAGUGCUCCGCGGUGCUCGAUAGUUUGGCUCGCGGAGCGGAGCACACUCUGAACUUGUUUCUCGCCUCGGGAGCACAACAUGGAGCAUUAUCAGGAAGAUCUGGGACUCUUGAUGGAGGACCUUUCCUUGUAUGAUGCAUAUAAAGACGGGAUGUACAGCGGGAGGAGAGACUUGGUGAUUAACCCCGAUUUGGACUUUUCGGCUCCGGCAGUGGCGGAGCAUAAAAGUAAGCCAAUGAAUGGUACCUCUGUGCUUCACCAGCAGCAUCACACAGUGGAGAAUUUCACGUCUGGGAAUAAAGUGUACAACGCGGCUCCGGUGCGUCCUGUGAAUUGCAGCCGGACCGUUCCAGUGGAUUUUUGUGCCCCUCAGAGAGACGCGGUUUAUAGCGAGGAGGGCUGCUGCACCAAAUCCGAAGUGGCUUUGCCGUGCUACACGGGCGCUUCCGAGAGGCACAGGAGAUACUCUCAGGAGGUGCAGGGCCACAGGUACAGCACCGGCUCCAACUUCGACGGGGUGCCUCUCAACAAACCGGUGGCUCUGCCCGGCAACAGGUGCAACAGUGUCUGCAUAACCAGCAGCCACGACGGGAGGUAUAACGCCACCAGUCCCCGGUCCAGCCUCGCGUCUUCUCUGUCCUCUCAGGAGCAGAGCAAGCAUGUCAGCCCGAGGUCUAGCAUCAGCAGCCCGCGUACUAGUUUGGUGGUACCGGGUCAGGACAGGUACACGAGCCCCAGGUCUAGUUUAGUUCACUGUGAUGGUAGUAGUGUGCACAGUCCCAGAUCCAGCUAUGCAAGCACCGCCAGCGACACGAGCAAACACUCCAGUCCCCGAGCCAGCCUCAACAGCUGUGACUGCUGCAGUAAGCCCAGCAGUAAUCGCACCAGCGGCAUCAGCAUGGGCUACGACCAGAGGCACACCAGCCCCAGGUCGAGCACGGCUAGCCAGUACUCCUUCACCACCAGCCCGAGAUCCAGUUACUCUGACUCACGGUACGGGCCCGUGGUCAACCACGAUCUGGAGGGGGCCAUUCUGCAUGCAGCGCCAUUGGCGAGUCCUCGGUCAAGCAUCUGCAGCCAGGAUGGCAGCGCAAGACCAGGGACCACCGCAAACUGUGUGGUCAGUCCCCGGUCCAGCAUCUCCAGUCACAGCUCCAGAAGUUCUCGUAGCUCCAGGGGGUCUAUGAGCACCUACCCGGACCUGCAGCUGCCCUCACCCAGGUCAUCGAUGCUGGGCAGCAGUUUACACGAGGACACUCUGCUGCAGGAGUUUGGAGACUCCAAUGGGAUCCAAAAUCGCAUCCAUCUUCAAGGCCUGCCGGCAGUGCCAGAGCCCCAGCAGCAGUCACCACAAAUGGGGGGGACUGCGGAGAUGACAGCGGGGUCUCCAUCAUCAUUUAGUUAUGGGAUGUCCUCUAAAACGGCUUCAUCAGGCCAGAGAUUUAAGCUGCCUUACCAGGUGACCCCCAGCCGAGAGACUGGGCCAAGCCAGGCGGAGAGACGGCUGGAGGCGCUCACUUUGGAGCUGGAAAAGGAGUUAGAGAUGCACAUGAAAAAGGAAUACUUUGGUAUCUGUGUCAAAUGUGGGAAAGGUGUGUAUGGAGCCAGCCAAGCCUGUCAGGCCAUGGGCAACCUGUAUCACACAAACUGCUUCACCUGCUGCUCCUGUGGGCGGAGGCUGCGAGGAAAAGCGUUCUACAACGUCAACGGGAAGGUCUAUUGUGAGGAGGAUUUUCUGUACUCUGGUUUCCAGCAGACAGCUGAGAAGUGUUUUGUAUGUGGACACCUCAUCAUGGAGAUGAUCCUCCAGGCACUAGGCAAGUCCUACCACCCCGGCUGUUUCCGCUGUGUGGUGUGUAAAGAGGGUCUAGAUGGAGUGCCUUUCACUGUGGACGUUGAGAACAACAUCUACUGUGUCAAAGACUACCACACGGUUUUCGCUCCCAAGUGUGCCUCUUGCAACCAGCCCAUCCUUCCAGCCCAGGGUUCUGAAGAAACCAUCCGAGUAGUUUCUAUGGAUAAGGACUACCAUGUGGAGUGUUACCACUGUGAGGACUGUGGUCUCCAGCUAAAUGACGAAGAAGGCCACCGCUGUUAUCCACUGGAAGGCCACCUGCUCUGCCAUGGCUGCCACAUCCACCGGCUCCAGUCACAGGUCCCUCCCCACCUGCCCCCCAGCUACCCCCUCCAUGUCACAGAGCUGUGAGGGCGAGGAGGGUGGGCAGCAACCAAUCCCUGCCUUCCAGGUGAUUGUAGACACCAGCAGCAGGAAGAAAAGACCUGUGCUCCCUCCAGCAGUUCCAGGGAGGCCUCUGAGCUACUGCCUCUGGACCGUGGACAAACACACAGUGUGCAGCUUCCACCACAAACCCUGCUUUCACAUGACAGGGCUGGUAAAAAAAAAAAAAAAAAAAUCAAGAAAACGGUUCCCCUCCUCCAUCUGUGGUCUUUUCCUCCCCUCUUUUCCUGGGGUGCCUAAACCCCGAAAGCCAACACACCAGCUCACCCAGAGGCCCCCGGUGACGUCACACCUCCCGACCCCUGCACACUCAUCAAAGAGAGGGCUUUUGGAUCGGAGGAAGAGAUCUUUCCUCGCUUCCCUUACUUCCUUUUCAUGUUUUUCAUUCCUGUACUCUGGCUGAAGCGGUUUACCGCAGUGGAUUCACAUGCACUGCUGAUGUUACUGUGGGGAAGACCAGGGAAGGAGCCUCUACAUUCCAGUCUUGGACCAGACAGACCCCGGGGUGGGCAUGCUGUGCCUUCAGAGCGGGCUCUCUUUGUGCAGCUUCUAACACUGAAAUGGAGUCCUGCUAAAGGCUAUGCAAAGGACACCCAGCAUCAUGACCGAGGACCAUGAGAAGAACUAUUAACUCAUCGCUCCUCAUCCUGCAGCGCCCCAAAAUAACAGAUGCGCCGUAGCACCACAAGCCAGAGAACCGACCGACAUUCCACUUAGAAGUCUUAGACGAGACCUCCAGAGAUUCACAAGCAGUGUCUUAAUUAAUGAUUAUAUUAUGACAGAAAAAGAAGAUUUUAGAUGCACAUAGAUUGUCUUUUAUAUAUGAAUAUAUAUUUUGCAGAUGUUUUCCACAUAAGAUCAUAGAUGUAGAUUCUCUCUUUUUUGUUGUUGUUGUUGUUGUUGUUGUUGUUGUUGCUGCCCUCACGAUAGGUUCAGAAGUGAAACAUGCUGUCUGUCAUGCAGGCUGAAGCUUCUGAAGAUUUUGGGUCUGUUGUAUCCUUUCUCCUCCAGGACACAGAGCUUGUUCAUGUCUGUCAGUGGUUCAUGGAUCCGCUGGCUUUGUAGGAGCAGACCUGGCUCAAACAGGAUUUGUUAUCAAUUCUUUUAUUCCACUUUGAGUACUGAAUGUUUCGUGCCCAAAUCAAGUUGGCAACUGAUUUGUUCCUCUUAACAGUCAGACAUCAGUGCAUUCCUUGAUUUUCACUAUCUUAGUGAGAGGGUUAAACCUUGAGCAGCGUAUGUAUUGUAAAGUUGUUGUUACUAAAAAGUCAAAAUGAAGUCCAAAUUGAUUUUGAGUAAUCCCCUCAAAGUGUAAUAAUGUAUUGACAUUAACUUAACUUAAGGCUUUUCUGACUUUAUGUCCACGGUGCUUUUAUUUUUCCAAAUUAUCACACAGAGCUGUGAGAUUAAGAUUUAAGAUUAAUCUCAAAAUCUGGGAGCGUAAUUAGAAAUUGGUCUUUAAGUUCUAAGAUUUUGGCCAUUUGGGGGAACUCCUUUCUCUUUAAAGGCAUCUGGUCCAUCUGGUACUCAAAGAGGAAUCAAACAAUUGCAAAUACCUUUUGCACCAGAUCUGUAAAGGACACUGUUUCCUGGUUUACUUUCCAGACACUGGUUUUUGUCAUAUGAGCACUGAGAACACAGUGCAUUAGUACGAGGAACCUCCCCUUGUCCACAUGCCUUAAGACAGAACAGGUGUGUGUGUGUGUGUGUGUGUCACUCUGUCUGCUGUUGUGUUUUGGGAGGACAUCCCUGAAAACCCGGAGCUGCUGGUCCCACCCGUGUUUUUAGGGGGGUACCCCCAGGUUUCCCUCGCUGAUUGCAUGCACCUGUGUGUGUGUGCAUGUGAUGUGCACUUGGUUACUGUCGUCAAUAAGUUUUUUUUUGUUUUUGUUUUUUGAUUGGCAUUCAAUAGAUUCCUUCCCUGUAAGAUAUUUUAGGGAACUUCUGUUUUUGAAGAAAACUCUGCUCACUCUUGCACUGAGCAAAAAUUUGAGCUGCUGCACAUUUAUGCAGGUAAACCCCAAUUACAUGUGCUUAUUUGAAAUAUGAGCAAAUUCUGUAAAUGUGUGUGUGUGUGCGUGUGUGUGUGCGUGCGUGCGUGCGUGUGUGUGUGUACGUACUAGUGGCAGGGCCAUGGCACAUGCACCUCACUGUGUUUGCAGGCCAGCGCAGCACACUGACUCCUGCUCUCUCUGUUAGAACCCAGUGAUUUGAUGGCUGCAUUCAUUCAUCACAUACCUUUUUCCAGAUGUUAGCGUCUAAUUCUUGGUGUUUGUUCGGGCUUCUGUCCAGUACCAUGGUGGGGCUUGCACAUGUGCCAGUUAAUGUUCCAGUAAAUACUGAUAUAGCUUCCUGUAGCAAACUCCACUCAUCUGGUAUUCAAACAAGAAUAAAACACUCACCAACAGUUGUAUGCAAAUGCUGGCCCAGCUCUUAAUCAUACUGUAUGUCUGUACACACAGGUCUGAAUAGAUACUACUGAAUGUGUCCAAAACAGAGAGAGUGAAGCAGAGACUGAAGGCAGGGCUCACCACAGGCGGAAAGUGCUUUCUAAUGUAACCUGAUGUGAUGAGAUUCAUUCGAAUGUAAUAAUGCUUAGCGUUUGUUCUCUUCCUGGUUGUAUAUCUGUAAAAGCAGAAAAUAAGGACUGCAUAUGUGAGACAUUCCCCUUGUCAUUUGAUUAACCUCAGCUUUGUACAGGGGUUCUAGUCAAGUAAUGUGUGCCAUACUUGAAGAGUGAUCCAUUUUUUGAACAUGUCUGCACCAUAUCAACCCCCAAGAUCAGGGUUCAUCCCCUCUUAAAGAUACUUUAAUUCACCUAAAAGUACUACAUCAGUUUCUAUUGCAUAGCACACAGCUAGUUACCCUGUACAUAAAGAGGCUAGUUUUUUUUUCUAAUUUUUCUGUCAAAAAUCACUUGGAAAGGGAGAACUUCCUCUCUUACUGGUAGUUCCAACAAGCACAUCUCGACACGUGUCACACAUCGUUUGUAUCGCUAAGUGUUUUGAUUACCUAGAUGGUUCAUAAAAAAAGGAAACUAGAUCUAUUUAUCUAAACAUGAAAAAGUCUAAAGUUAUUUAAUGUAUUAAAAAUCGGGACGUAUCAUUUAACUGUAGAUGACAUAAUCUGCUUUUUCAAUAAAGUGGUUUUGUAGCUAACUGCAAAAAAUGUGUUUAUAUCAUUUCUGCUGUUGGGAACUUUCUUUAUAUACAGUAUGAAAUCUGCCACCACAGAAUCACACCCAGUUACAAGAUACUGCUGAAAUGAAAUUGUAACACUUUCAUUGUACA
Molecule: messenger RNA, 6019 nt
Organism: Scatophagus argus
Lineage: Eukaryota; Metazoa; Chordata; Actinopteri; Scatophagidae
Product: WT1 interacting protein
Exons: 8
Coding region: 570-2696 (708 amino acids)
Biological process (GO): cytoskeleton organization; regulation of DNA-templated transcription; positive regulation of miRNA-mediated gene silencing
Cellular component (GO): nucleus; adherens junction; transcription regulator complex
Molecular function (GO): transcription corepressor activity
Source: RefSeq, a predicted model, not a curated record